Pyrgilauda ruficollis (rufous-necked snowfinch) is the source of this 474-nucleotide messenger RNA. RefSeq names its product scale keratin-like. The transcript has a single exon. NCBI's taxonomy places the organism in Eukaryota, Metazoa, Chordata, Aves, Passeriformes, Passeridae. The coding region runs from base 1 to 474 and encodes 157 amino acids. The record is from RefSeq and is a predicted model, not a curated record. Gene Ontology annotation, cellular component: intermediate filament. Gene Ontology annotation, molecular function: structural constituent of cytoskeleton.
AUGUCCUGCUACGACCUGUGCUCCACCGGCUCUGCCUGCGGCGUCCUCCGCCCCCAGCCCCUGGCUGACAGCGGGAAUGAGCCGUGCGUCCGCCAGUGCCCUGACUCCACCACCGUGAUCCAGCCUCCCGCCGUGGUGGUCACCUUCCCCGGCCCCAUCCUCAGCUCCUUCCCUCAGGAUUCCGUGGUGGGAUCUGCUGGAGCACCCGUCCUUGCAGCCUCCGGGGCCUCCCUGGGCUAUGGGGGCUACGGAUCCCUGGGCUAUGGGGGCUAUGGAUCCCUGGGCUAUGGGGGUCUCUAUGGAUAUGGGGGUUACGGAUCCCUGGGCUACGGGGGUCUGUGGGGCUAUGGGGGUCUGGGCUCCUGUGGCGGGUACCGGGGCCUGUAUGGCUCUGGCAGAGCCUUUGGCUCUGGCUAUUGCAGCCCCUACUCCUGGUAUGGCCGCUACGGCCGUGGCUUCUGGGGCUCCUGCUAA